GCCCGGGAAGCUCCGGUCUGGAUCAGAGUGAUGGCGGCGGCGUCGGGCUCAGUUCGGCUGCAGCGCUGCGUGGUGUCGCCGGCUGGGAGGCACAGCGCCUCUCUCAUCUUCCUGCACGGCUCAGGUGAUUCUGGACAAGGAUUGAGAAUGUGGAUCAAGCAAGUUUUAAAUCAAGAUUUAACGUUCCAACACAUAAAAGUUAUUUAUCCAACAGCUCCUCUCAGGCCAUAUACGCCUUUGAAAGGAGGAAUCUCCAAUGUAUGGUUUGACAGAUUUAAAAUAUCUAAUGAUUGUCCAGAACACCUUGAAUCAAUUGACGUAAUGUGUCAGGUGCUCACUGAUUUGAUAGAUGAUGAAGUAAAAAGUGGCAUCAAGAAGAACAGGAUAUUACUAGGAGGAUUUUCAAUGGGAGGGUGCAUGGCAAUGCAUUUAGCCUAUAGAAAUCAUCCAGAUGUGGCAGCAGUAUUUGCUCUCUCCAGUUUUCUGAAUAAAACAUCUGCUGUUUACCAGGCUCUUCAGAAAGGUGAUGGUGCACUUCCUGAGUUAUUUCAGUGUCACGGUACUGCAGAUGAGUUAGUUCUUCAUUCUUGGGGUGAAGAGACAAACUCAAUGUUAAAAUCUCUAGGAGUGAGCACAAAGUUUCAUAGUUUCCCAGGUCUUUACCAUGAGUUAAGCAAAGCUGAGCUAGAAAAACUGAAGUCAUGGAUUCUUACAAAGCUACCAGGAGAAUUGGAAAGACAAACUUAAUGAAUCAAGAUUGAUGUGUUAAUAUGCAUGUAACGUCUUUAUGAAAAGUGAUUUUUACUGCCAAAUUCUAAUUUGAUAAAUAGUAAUUAAAAUACUAAGAAAUACCAACAGUUUACUGACUUAUUAGUUAUUAAAAUGUUUGCACCAUGGAGAGUAGUAUAAUUUUAUCGAUGGUAAACAUUAAUUUAGGCAGACACAUUUUUAUAAAUAUUUGGAGACCUUUUAAGUAACUAAAUACUGAAAUUUUGGAAAGGAAUUAAACUAGCAUCAUAAAGGCAAUGAGAUACUGUGAAAAGACUUAACAUGAUAUUAUUUUCUUUGUUACCACUUUCUUUAAAUUGCCUUUCCAGAGGUGCUCAUGUUUGUGUAAUUUUCCACGGAGUAACAUUAGUACUCCACGUUUGUGAAGCGGUUUCGUGUAAUCUCCCCUGAUCAUCACAAGAGCUUGAUCAAGUAGACUGAGUAGUUGUUAUUGGUAUUUGAUCAUAAGGAUAGAAAGAUUAAAGACUUUCCCAGAGCCUCAAGAAUGGAGACUAGAAUCCAGGCCUUCUGGUUCCCAGCAGAGCUCCCUUUCUGAGACCAGAUCGCUGCCCUGCUCCAGUCCUAGGAUUCCAGAUCCUUGUCAACACUCAGGAUGGCCAAUCUUUUAAAUUUUAUCCAUUCCAGUGGGUACAUAAUGGUAACACUUUAUGGUUUUAUUUUGCAUUUUCCUAAACUAAGAGUUAAGCAAUUUUUACAUGCUUAUUUAUGAUCUGUAUAAAUUCUGUGAUGAUAUCUCUAUUCAAAUCUUUUGCCCAUUUUUCAUUAGGCUGUUUUUCUGUAUUCUUUACUUUUUAUGCACUUUUAUGUAUUUAAUUUUUUUAAUGGAGGUAUAAUCAGUUACAAUGUGUCAGUUUCUGGUGUACAGCAUAAUAUCCCAGCCAUGCAUAUGUAUACAGAUAUUUGUUUUCAUAUUCUUUUUCAUUAAAGGUUAUUGUAAGAUACUGAGUAUAGUUCUUUGUGUUAUACAGAAGAAAUUUGGUUUUUAAUCUAUUUUUAUAUAUAGUGGUUAUCAUUUGCAAAUCUCAGACUCCCAAAUUUAUCCUUUCCACCUCCUUUCCCCUGGUAACCAUAAGAUUGUUUACUAUGUCUGUGAGUCUGUUUCUGUUUUGUAGAUGAGUUCAUUAGUGUCCUCUUUUUUCUUUUCUUUUUUUUCUUUUUAGAUUCCACAUAUGAGUGAUAUCAUAUGGUAUUUGUCUUGCUUUUUCUGGCUUACUUCACUUAGAAUGACAAUCUCCAGAUCCAUCCAUGUUGCUGCAAAUGGCGUUAUCUUAUUAUUUUUUAUAGCUGAAUAGUAUUCAAUUGUAGAAAUACACCACAACUUUUUUAUCCAGUCAUCUGUGGAUGGACAUUUAGGUUGUUUCCAUGUCUUAUCUCUUGUAAAUACUGCUGCUAUGAACAUUGGGGCAUAUGUAUCUUUUUGAAUUAGAGUUCCCUCAGAUGUAUACCCAGGAGUGGGAUUGCUGAAUCAUAUGGUAGACUCUGUUUUUAGUCUUUUGAGGAAUCUCCAUACUGUUUUCCAUAAUGGCUGCACCAAAUUAUAUCCCCACCAGCACUGUAGGAGGGUUCCCUUUUCUCCACACCCUCUCCAGCAUUUGUUGUUUGUGAACUUUUUAAUAAUGGUCAUUCUGACUGGUGUGAGGUGGUAUCUCAUUGUAGUUUUGAUAUGCAUUUCUCUGAUAAUUAGUGAUAUUGAGCAUUUUUCAUGUGCCUAUUGGCCAUUUGUAUGUCUUCAUUGGAGAAUUGCUUAUUUAGGUUUUCUGUCCAGUUUUGGAUUGGGUUGUUUGUUUUUUUGUUACUAGAUUGUAUGAGCUAUUUAUAUAUUCUGGAAUUAAACCUCUGUCAGUUGCAUGAUUUGCAACUGUUUUCUCCCAUUCCAUAGAUUGUCUUUUUGUUUUACUUAUGGUUUUCUUUGUUGUGCAAAAGCUUCUAAGUUUAAUUAGGUCCCAUUUGUUUAUUUUUGCUUUUAUUUCUAUUGCCUGUCCUUGGAGAACAUUGCUAAGAUUUAUGUCAGAGAAUAUUUUGCCUGUGUUUUCUUCUAGGAGGCUUAUCUUGUCUUGUCUUAAAAUAUUUAACUCUUUAAGCCAUUUUGAGUUUAUUUUUGUGUAUGGUGUGAGGGAAUGUUGUAACUUCAUUGAUUUACAUGCAGCUGUUCAGUUUUCCCAACACCACUUGCUGAAGAGACUGUCUUUACUCCAUUGUAUGUUCUUGCUUCCUUUGCCGAAGAUUAAUUGGUUGUUUUCUUACUGCAUUGUAAGUGUUUUUUCUAUAUGCUAGAUACAAAUCCUUUGUUAGACAGAUUUUUGCAAAUCUGGUUUCUUAGUCUGUGGCUUGCCUUAUUUUCUUUACAGUUAGUGAAAGAAAGAGCCAAGUUUUUAAUUUCAUGAAGUCCAGUUUAUUCAUUUUUUUCAUUUAUUUAUACUUUGUACUUUUGAUGUUGUAUUUAAGAAAUCUUAAGAAAUCCUAGGUCACAAAGAUUUUUCUCUUUUUUUUUUCUUCUAGAAGUUUAUUAGCUUUAGAUCUUAUAUUUAGUCUGUGAUCAAUUUCAAGUACAUGUUUGUAUAUGGCAAGAGUAAGUAUCAAGGUACAUUUUUUUUUGCCUCUGGCUAUCUAAUUAUUCUAGCACCAUUUAUUAAAAAGACUAUCCUUUCUCCACUGAAUUAAUUGCCUUUGCACUAUUGUUGAAAGUCAGUUGUUCAUACACAUGUGGGUUAAUUUGUGUACCUAUUACAUCCCAUGAAUCUAUUUGUCCAUCUUUAUGCUAGUACCACACUGACUUGAUUACUGUAGCAUUAUAAUAAGCCUUGAAUCAGAGUGUCAGUGUCCUAUAAUGUUGUUGUUCUCUUUUUGAAGUCGUUUUGCCUAUUCUAAGUCCUUUGUGUGUCCAUAUUAAUUUUAUAAUCACUUUCAACUUAGGGAACAUUGACAUCUAAAUAAUACUGGGUACAUACUUUGUGUCCAUGUCUUAAGUUCUUUAUUGAUUUCUCCCUGAAAUUUUUGUGAUUUUCAGAACAGGACUUUCUUAUCUCUUGUCAGAUUAAUCCUUUGAUGUUACAUAUUUUUGAUGCUAUUAUAAAUAAUAUUUCUUAAUUUUAAUUUCCUACUGUUUAUUGCUAAAAUAUAUACUAUUUAUUUUUAUAUGUUCAUCUUGUAUCCUGCAAUCUUGUUAAAAUUUAGUCCUUGUACUUAAAAGAAAAAGUGCAGUAGAGUUUUCUACAUAGAUGAUUAUGUCAUCUGCAAAUAAAAGUAGUUUUACUUCUUUCUUUUAAAUCUGAAUGCCUUUCUUUCUUUCUUUUUGUGUUAUUAUUAUUUAUUAGUCUUGUUCUUGCAGUUUGUUUUAUUUCAUGACCUGGACUCUCUAGUACAAUAUUUUGUAAAAGUGGUAAGUUUGGACAUCUUUGCCUUGUUCUUGAUACUUCAAGGUAAAGUAGCCACUCUUUCUCUGUAUGUAUGUUCAACCUAAGUUUUUCAAAGAUGCCUUUUAUCCACUUGAGGAAGUUGCCUUCUGCUCCUUUUUUGUGUGAGUUUUUAUCAGAAAUGGCUAUUGGAUUUUGGACAUGCUGUUUUUAUAUCUGUUGAAUUGAUCACAUGAUUUGUUGUGGGGAUUUUUGUCUAUUAAUAGGAUGAAUUACAUUGUUUUUCAAAUGUUACACCAACUUUGCAUUACUGGGCUAAUGUUUAUUAUUUUUAUAUAUUGUUUGGUUCUGUUUGCUAACAUUUUGUGUAAAGUUUUUGUUUCUAUAUUCAUUAGGAAUAUUGGCCAGCAAUUUUCUUUUCCUGUAUUGUCUUUAUCUGGUUUUGAUAUCAGGAGAAUUCUGUCCUCAUAGAAUGAAUUGAGAAGUAUGUCCUUUUUUUUCAAUUUUCUGGAAGAGUUUGUGUAGAAUUAUUAUUUCUUCUUUAAAUAGUCUAUAGAAUAUACCAUUGAAGCCAUCUGGGCCUGGAGUUUUCUUUGUGGGAAGCUUUUUAACUACAAAUUCAAGUUUUUAAUAGCUUAGGUAAUUUAUUUCUUCGUGAGUGAGCUUUUAUACUUGUGUGUUUGAAGUAAUUUGUCAACUUCAUCUAAUUUGUUCACUUUUUUCAAAUUCAUUAGCAUAAAGUUCAUAAUAUUCUCUUACUUGCCUUUAGAAACUACAAACUGUAGUGAUGGCAGCUCUCUCAUUCUUGAUGGUAUUUGGUGACUUUUGUCUCUUUUUUUUUUUUUCUAAAUCUGUCUAGAUAGAGGUUUACCAAUUUUAUUGAUGUAUCAGAGAACAAGUUUUGGUUUCUUUGAUUUUUUUGUUUUUUAUUUUGUUAAUUUGUUAUAAUCUCAUUAUAUCUUUUCUUUGUUUAAUUUGGGUUUAAUUUUUUCUUCUUAUUCUAAUUUAUUUACAUGGAAGCUGAGUUCUUUGUUGGAGAUCUUUUCUAAUACACUCCUUUAGUGCUAUACAAUUUCCCACAAGUAUUGUAUCAGUAGCAUCCCACAAUUUAUUUUUUAAUAUUUUGCACUUUCAUUUUCAUUCAGGUCAAAUCUUUCUAAAUUCCCUUUUGAUUUCUUCUUUAACCCUUGGUGAUUUGAAAUUGUGUUAUUUUGUUGCAAUAUAUUGGGGAUUGUCUGGAGAUCUUUGCUAUUGAAUUCUAAGAUAAUUCCAUUGUGGUCAAGAGCGCAUACUUUGUAUGAGGUGAAACCUUAUAAUUUAUUGUGACUUGUUUUAUAGCUCAGAAUAUGGUCUAUGUUAGCAAAUGUUUUGUAUGCACUUGAGAAAAAUAUGUAUGCUGCUCAUGUUGGGUGAUGUGUUCUAUACAUAUCGAUGCGAUCAAGUUGAUUGAUAACCUUGUUUAAGUCUACUAUAUCCAUGCUGAUUUUCUGCCUAUUUGUUUUAUGAAUUAUUGAGAGAAGAAUAUUGAACGUUCUAGCUGUAACUCAGUUUGUUUUUUUCUUUGCCAUUUUUUCAAUUUUUGCUUCAUGUAUUUUGAGGCUCUAUUACAAGAUGUAUAAACAUAUAUGACUGUUAUGUCCCCCUGAUGAAUUGACCUCUUUUUCUUUAUGCAAUGAUCAUCUUUAUCCCUGAUAGAUUUUUUGCUCUGAAAUACUCAUUGUGUGAUAUCCAUAUAGCCACUCCAGCCUCCUUUGGACUAGCGUCUUUUUCUGUAUUUCUCUCUUAACCUAUUUUUGCCUUUGUAUGUAAAGUGCAAUUCCAUCAGGCAGAAUACAGCUAGGCCUUCUUUUUCUAUUCAGUAUGAUCAUCCCUGCUUCUUAAUUGAUUGCUUAGACCUUUUUAAUGUGGUUGUUGACAUGUUUGGAUUUCAAGCUGCUAUCUUAUUAUUUUCUCUGUAUUCCAUUUCUUCUUCUUUAUUCUUUCUCCCUUAUUCCUCUUUCUCUACUCCUUCCUCCCUUUUUUUUUCCUUGAAUUGUGUGUUUUGGGUUUUUGGGGUUUUUUUGCUGGCUUCUUAGCUAUGAUUUUUUUGUACUUUUAUUUUAAUGAUUAAGGCUUAUAGCAUAAUAAUUUUUAAAAGUUUGCAAUAAUUACAAAUUCACAGUAAGUUUCAAAGAUAGAGGAGUCCAGGCCCCCUGCACCCAAUUUCCCCCAGUGGUUACAUCUUAGGUAACUGUAGUAUAAUAUCAAAACCAGGAAGCUGACUUUGGUACAAUGUAUGUGUUUAGUUAUAAUGCCAUGUUUUCACAUGGCUGCAUGGAUUCUUGUAACUACCACUACAGUCAAUAUGCAGAACUGCUCCAUCACCGUAAAGCUGCCUAUUGUGCUACAGGUUAUGGACACAGCCAUCCUUUCCCCUGUCACCACCUAACCCAUGACAACCCAUGAUAUGUACUCCAUCUCUAUAACUGGACAUUUUGGGAGUGUUAUAGAAGUAGAGUUACGCAGUUUGUGACAUUUUGUGAUUGGCUUUUUUCACUCCAUCCAAAUUGUUGCGUGUAUAUCAGUAGUUCAUUUUUUUAUUGCUGAGUAGUAUGCCAUGACAUGAAUGUAUUGCAGUUUGUUAAACUGUUCUCCAAUUAAAGAAAAUUCUGAUUGUUUCCAGUUUUUUGGCUAUUACAAAUAAAGCUGUUAUGGACACUUUUA
Molecule: messenger RNA, 6845 nt
Organism: Camelus dromedarius (Arabian camel)
Lineage: Eukaryota; Metazoa; Chordata; Mammalia; Artiodactyla; Camelidae
Gene: LYPLAL1
Product: lysophospholipase like 1
Exons: 5
Coding region: 31-747 (238 amino acids)
Biological process (GO): protein depalmitoylation
Cellular component (GO): cytoplasm
Molecular function (GO): carboxylic ester hydrolase activity; palmitoyl-(protein) hydrolase activity
Source: RefSeq, a predicted model, not a curated record